Messenger RNA from Polyodon spathula (Mississippi paddlefish), 4074 nucleotides. RefSeq names its product phosphatidylinositol glycan anchor biosynthesis class U protein-like. Gene Ontology annotation, biological process: protein localization to cell surface; attachment of GPI anchor to protein. NCBI's taxonomy places the organism in Eukaryota, Metazoa, Chordata, Actinopteri, Acipenseriformes, Polyodontidae. Gene Ontology annotation, cellular component: membrane; GPI-anchor transamidase complex. Bases 344 to 1399 code for a protein of 351 amino acids. The record is from RefSeq and is a predicted model, not a curated record. The transcript has 12 exons.
GAGAAGGCACUGCAGCGACACAGAUAAUAACAAACACGCAUAAUUCUCAGAGCGCGCGCGAGUGAGUGUCAGUAAAAAUAUGUCAGAUGCAUUUAACAGAUAUUAGAUCAAAUGUAUCAAUGUAUGCAUAGCUGUAAACAAAAACGAGUGUGUGUGUGUUCGGACUAGACACACUGAGGCGAGCCUUUGCAAAGCGUUCACUGCUGUUUCAUUAUCGGCAGUUAUCGAGGGUCUGUCUCUGCUGGAUCUAGGAGUCUCGCCAUACUCAGGAGAUGUGUUCCAUGAAACCCCAUUGAUUAUUUAUCUCUUUCACUUCGUUGUUGAUUAUUCCGAGUUCGUUUUCAUGAUAGCAGAUGCAGUAACUGCUGUGGCGUUGUACUGGGUAGUCCAGGACUAUAACAAAACGGUGUUCAGAAAACAGAAGUAUGCUUUGGAAGCCGAUCGCUACCCCCACGAUGUCAUCGAGCUCAUCAGAACACCCAAGGAAAUGUUUUACAUUCCACUCAAAGUAGCGCUGUUCUAUUUACUGAACCCCUUCACUGUUCUGUCGUGUGUGGCGAAGUCAACUUGUGGUCUUAAUAAUGCCGUCAUUGCACUCUUCAUGCUAUCUACAGUAAAAGGCAGCUCCUUCCUCAGUGCGGUAUUCCUGUCCUUGGCUACGUACCAGUCGAUCUACCCUCUUACUCUCUUUGCACCAGCGUUGCUCUUCCUGCUGCAGCGGCUGUACAUCCCAGUGAACGUGCGCAGCCCCAGUUUCUGGCUCUUCACCCUCCAGUUCGGGGUGAUGUACCUGGGUAGCCUGUUAGUCAUUACCUGCCUCUCCUUCUUCCUGCUCGGCUCCUGGGACUACAUCUUUUCUGUGUACGGCUUCAUCCUGUCGGUUCCAGACCUGACCCCCAACAUCGGUCUCUUCUGGUACUUCUUCGCAGAGAUGUUUGAGCACUUCAGGCUCUUCUUCCUCUGUGUGUUCCAGAUCAACGUCUUCUUUUACACCAUCCCGCUGGCUGUCAAGUUAAAGGAGCAUCCCAUCUUCUUGAUGUUCAUGCAGAUUGCAGUCAUUUCCAUCUUCAAAUCCUACCCCACUGUGGGUGACAUCUCUCUCUACAUGGCCUUCCUCCCCAUGUGGAGCCACCUGUACAGAUUCCUGCGGAAUAUCUUCGUGGUGUCCUGUGUGCUGAUCGCCUGCUCGGUGCUCUUUCCAGUCCUCUGGCACCUCUGGAUCUAUGCUGGCAGUGCCAACUCCAACUUCUACUACUCCAUCACCCUGGUCUUCAAUGUGGGGCAGAUCCUGCUGGUGUCCGAUUACUUCUACGCCUAUCUGCGGCAGGAACACCACCUGACACAUGGACUGUACUUGAGGAAGAAGGACGGUACCGAGGCCACCCUGAUUCUGAAAUAACCCUCUGCACACACCGGGGAGACUCGCAUUCUUCAGCUCCUUUUUUGUUUGUCUCUUUUUUUUAAUUGAGGUUUAAAGAUUUUUUGUGCAUGGAAAUAUCAGUGCUGUCAAAACAAGCAAAUUCCUGAGUGAUGCUGAAGAGCUGUUCUGUUCAUUUCCAGGUGGACAGUAUUAAAAACAAAGCUGUGCUGUGGGACCUCUCUGAGGCUGAUGAGCUGGGGCGGGGGUAUUUUGUUCAGCAGUAAGGCAGCUCUCUAUCGUAAGAUCAGACUGAUCCGAUCAUUCAAGCUUCAGCACUGCGUAAAGAGCUGCUGUAAUUCGAGCUUCAACAAGCAGGUGUCGCCAAAGAUGAAUGUGUAGGUGGAUGCAGUGGGAAAGGAAUACUGAAAGCUUUCACUGAGAAGCACAGAUCUAGAAUUCAAGGAGGAUUUGUUCUAUUGGUUUAUUUCCCUGAGCUGUAAAAGAUCUGAAAAAAUUAAUCUGGUUAGGGUUAUUAUUAUUACAGUAUUAUUAUUUUUCCAACUGCAUGGUGAAGAAUCCUAAGCUUGCACAGAAUGUUAAGUCUAAAAGGCUUCUGGAUUUAGAUAUUAAGGAUAUUUGCACCACAGUUGUAGAAUGUUCCCAGCUUAAAACUAAACCAACGGCUGGCGUUGGACCAUUUUGUAGCUGGGUGCAAGACCAGAAGAUGUUCUCACCCCUGGCUGAGCCAGACAGACAGGAGCUCUGUACACUGCUAACAUAUUGGUUCAGUGCCCUCGAGAACAAGGACUCAGUACAGUCUGUAUACAUUACUGUCCAGGUUCUGAAUCAUUGCUUUUUAUGUUGUUCUGAAGCGUGUAGGGUGGCCCAAGGCAUUACUGGUUCCACAAGCCCUUGAACAAACCUGUUCAUCGAUCCUGCAGAUUGGAUUGGAUUAUUUAAACGAUCGCUAUUUGGAACCGGGUUCAGUUAUUGUUCAUAUGUACUGACUCUUUCUGUCCCUAUUUUUUGCUGUUCAUUUUGGUACAAAGGUCCACUGGUUUUUAAAUAUUUAUAUAUUCAGGACUUUGAGAUAUGAAAAAAAUAAAUGUAAAAUUGAAUGUUGUGUUCUAUUGAUUUCUUCCCAUUUUGAAAAUAAGCGUUUUGCCAAAGCCCUGCUGCAUGACAAUGUAAAUGAAAAGGGUUACAAGCGUACACCUCUGUGAAUUCUACAGUGUGCUGACAUGAACAAGAAAUCUUACUCUCUAACAGGUCAUUAUAAAAAUAAUACAAACUGAUGCUAAUGUACUGCCCUGCUGUCUUUGUGCAAAGCAAACACUUUUUAGUAAGAUUAACCAAGCCUUCACAAUGCAAUCAGAAGAGGUCCAGAAUCAAAAGUUUUGAAAAACAGUCUGUAUUGAUCAAGGCUGCCUUGCAUGAACAUGGUGAAGGGGGUAAAACUUAUUUUGUUUUACGAUUUCUGUGUUAUUCCUCCAAAGCUAUAGUGGCUUACAUGUGUGACAUUCAGUGCCUGUAGAAAGGGAGCUCAUCAGAAAUUGGUCAGUAAUUUAACAUAUUUUUCCCCCUGUAUAGCACCUUCAUAUGCAACGCAGACAUGCCCCCCAAUUCACUUAAUUGCUAUAGGCUUUGCAUGUAGCCCUAUGUGACCUAUUAGCUACUGUGUCCAAUCCGGACUUGGCUGCAGUCUAUCCUUCAAUCUGCUUAGAGUUUAAGCACUUACUGAAUUACCUGGCCAAUCAGCUGAUACUUUUCAUCACAAUGAAAGAAAGACCCAAAGCCAAUGUGUAAGAUUUAACUUAACUUUGUGUAAUAUUAUACAUAGUUAUAACUCUUGUUUAAACACCCCCAGCUCCUGCCCCCCACAUACAUCAUUUUUUUUGGUUCAAAAAUAAAAGGAAUACAAAUCCAAAAAAAUACAAUAAGAUAACAAAACUAAAAAUAAAAUCAUUUCAGUUGGCCCUCUUUCACAGGGUCAAAACCGCAUCCAAUGUAUAUCAAAAGAAACCUUUCAUUCAGCACUCAAAAACACCAGCAACGAAUACAAAGAGAAAGCAAGGUUACACAAGCAUGCUGAUUAUACACAUUAAAACAGUACUUGGUUCCUAAAGUUCUAGUUUUUUUUUUUUUUUUAAGUGCAAAAAAAGCUUGUUUAUUCCUACAUAGAGCGGAUUACAAUAAUUAUGAGAUACACACUAUUAUCCACAGCUUCUAAAUUGACUCCUCACACACACACACACACACUGUGUAGCACAGAGGGCUGGCUGUACUUGAAUGAAAGGUGUUGUGGUGAAUCUGUUUUGGACCAAAAGCUUUACCUUGGUUAAGCAUGAGUGAAAAGGAGAACAAUGCAAGCAACUUCUCACUCUUUUCUGCAGACAAAAGUCUCCCCAGACAUAAAUAACAACAACCCUACUGCGUGAUCUCCUGCAGUAGCCUUCCCUUGUACCAAAGCUGGGGAAACAAGCUAAGAUUUAGUGGCCACUAUACUGGCUAGAUUCUGGACCGCAGCACUGACAUGGACUGAACUAAAUCUGACUAAUGUGAAUCUGCCUGUCCCAGAUCAGUGAGGAGGGGCUCACGGGAAGAGGCAAGGUUAGCGCUGGCGCUGAUAUUUUGGGGUCUCAUGGACUUGUUGAGUUCAAGGCUACAAUUUGACCGGUAGUACUGGGAUUAAACUCUUGGAUUAAAAAAAAAAA